This is a messenger RNA of Volvox carteri f. nagariensis, 1632 nucleotides long. RefSeq lists its product as uncharacterized. The annotation marks the transcript as partial. Gene Ontology annotation, biological process: regulation of alternative mRNA splicing, via spliceosome. Gene Ontology annotation, molecular function: RNA binding; metal ion binding. The transcript has 5 exons. The record is from RefSeq and is a predicted model, not a curated record. Lineage: Eukaryota; Viridiplantae; Chlorophyta; Chlorophyceae; Chlamydomonadales; Volvocaceae. Gene Ontology annotation, cellular component: nucleoplasm; cytoplasm.
AUGGACGGAGCGUUCAACCCUGCGCUGGUGCAACUCACACAACGCUUCCAAGAGGCAAGCUUGGGAGGCGGCCCUGUUGACCCGUCAGUCCUACUUGGGAAGGCUGGAGACCUUCUCAGCUCCGCUGAGGCUACAACCCACUACAGCUCCUCAGAAUCCAGUUCAGCUGCAGACAACUUAAACUGCCAGGUCGACAGCAGCUCAUUGCUGGAAUCCUAUCCUGGGGCGAAUGCCGCGCGUCCCAGCGAAGGCACACGACAGACGAGCGCAACAACGCAAGAGGGCAAGGCGCAAAUUUGCUUUGACUUCACCAAAGGCGUCUGCUCUCGUGGAGACAAAUGCAAGUACUCGCACGACCUUGCGACGAUUGUCCAUUUCAACAGCAAAGAGAAGGGAAUAUGUUUUGACUACCUUCGUAAUCAAUGCCAUCGUGGCCUCCUCUGCCGCUUCAGUCACGACCUAUCGAACAUAGCCCAGCAGUGCCAGGUUAGUUGGCAGUUUGGGAACUGGCAGUCGAUACGGUUUGGAAGGCGGUUUGCAAAUUCCCUGAACACCAACCGUUUGCAGGUUUACAGUAAUGGUGCGAAGGAGAACAAGGGUGCAAAACCCAAUGCGAUUUGCUACGAUUUCGUCAAAGGCGUUUGCCAGAGGGGUGCAGAAUGCCGCUACAGCCACGACCUUAGCCUCAUCGCGCGCAUGGCGCGUGGUGGGAGCGCACAGCCAAAAGCCGGCGAGGUCUGUUACGAUUAUUUAAGGGGUCGUUGCAACCGCGGUGCCACCUGCAAAUACUCCCACAACAUCGCUUUCCUGGCUGCCCCUGGCUUUCUGGGCAGCGCGCUCUCGUCGGACGGAGCACCAAUGGCAGCUCAAGCUGCUGGGCCUGGCUUGCCCGGUCCCGGUGCACCGCUUGCCGGCCUUCCCCUGGCUGGCGGGCCAGGCUUUGUUGGCAUGGGCGGCCUUCCGGGCAUGGCACCCCGCCUAACGAGUGCCCUUAGCGCUGAUCAAGCCACACUCAACCAUGUCUUAGCUGCGGCGGGACCAGGUGCUGUAAACCAGAUGCUGGUUGCUCAGGCUGCCAUGCAGCAGUCAACUGGCCUUGCAGCUGUGGCGGCUGAGGCGGCAGCAGCUGCAGCUGAAGGGCGGCGACGGUCUGCCAGUAUGAACGGCGAGACGGCCAACGACACAAUGCUUGUGAACGACCAACCGCCUGUGCCGUGGACAGGCCUUCCAUCGGCGCCUAAGGCGCUGGCCGCUGCUCAGCAAGCGGCGCUAAUGACAAACUUCGCUGCACACCAACGCAUGGCACAGGCCGCGGCGGCAGCGAAUAUGCAGGCUUUUGCUCACAUGGGUAUGCAGGCGGCGUCGGCUGCCGCUGCUGCCAGCGGAUCAACGGGAGGCGAUGGCCUUUUAGGUCCAGCAGCCUCGGGCAUGUUCGGGAAGCCUCCGGCGAUGGGCCAAUUCAACGGUGUACCUGACACAGGCGCUCAAGGCAUGCGGCGGCCACCACUUCCACCGGGUCAAAUGCCGGCCGAGCUCGCUGCGCUACUUGCUGGAGGCGUGCCGGAAAAUCCGACCUUAUUCGCAGAGACGUUGGCUGCCGCUGCCAAGGCGCAAGCACAGGUGCAUAACCAG